AUGACUCGCUCGUCAUUGAAGCUCACUACUUUCAUUAUUUCAAGUAUUCUUUUUUCACUCGUUUCCGCAUCACCACGACUCCUGUCGUCCGAUUGCGGCUGGACUUAUGUUGGCUGCGUCUUAUAUCAGAGCAGUGGCCGACCACUCACGACGAGGUUCGCACCUUCAACCACCGUAGAUACUACUAUUGAGAACUGUCAAGCAGUCUGCUCUGAAAAUGACUUCGCUUACGCUGGCAUGGAGGAUGGAUGGGGAUGUUACUGUGGGGAUGAUUUCGACACUCCUCUAUCUCACGACGGAUACUGCAAUGAGCCAUGCUUUGGAGACCGGUCUGAACUAUGUGGAGGCCACUUAUCGCAGAGCAUUUACGUGGAUACCUGUGCCGUCGAAGACUCCAUCUUGAGCUCUUCCUCUUCAACGCUUAUUUUUGAACCACCUCCAACAUCAGCUGUACCAUCGAGCACCGUGCCAUCACUUAGUUUCACUCUUGGUCCACCAGUACCAACACCUCCCGUCCCAACACUACCUGGUUAUCCAACCUCACCUCCAAGUUCACCAACGCCCUCUCUUUCAUCACCGAUCGACACUCCGUCCUUAUCACUCUCACUAGGUCCGCCUUCAGCCAUUAUUUCACCAUCACCAGAAACCACACCAUCACUUUCGCUAUCUCCGGGUCCUCCUUCGACCUCCUCACCUGCAAGCUCAGUCACAGAACCGAUUGUCUCUCUAUCCAUCGGUACACCCACAGAAUCUGGGCCUCUCUCGCCUCCUCUACCAACUCUAUCUCUGCCGAUCGCCAUCCCUUCAACUUCUGAAAUCCCACGACUGGUAACAACAUCGCCGUUUCUUCCAGGGACAAGUUAUUCGAAGCCUAACCACCCAAACCCAUCAGAUUCGACUCAGUACACAACAUCGACAAUGACAACGACCAAGACAUACACCAUCUCAUCCUGCCCCUCAUCCGUAAAAUCCUGUCCCUACGGCUCCACAACAACUACCGUUUCCCAUAUCACAACAAAAUGUCCUAUCCCUCCCACUCCUGCAGCCCCAACUCUUCCAACCAUAAGCACAACCCCCCAAACAACAACCAAAACCAGCACAACCACCAUAACCAGCAACCUCACAACAACACUCCUCAUCCAAGAAACACACACCUAUCCCAUAACAUCCUGCGCCCCAACCGUCACUCAAUCUACCGUCGGCUACACGACCGUAGUAACGUCCUCCUCGCUGCUCAUCUCCACUUACCCUGUCCCGAUCCCAGUUCCAGGUGCGUCUCUCAGUACAGAUUCCGGAAUCACAACCACGACCACAAUCACUACUCUCUCAACUUCGACAGAAACGGUGCAUCUCUCGCUUGGUUCGUCAUCCUCGUCGUCGUUGCCGCUGUUUACUCUAAAGCCUGAAUUACCCGAGACAGCUUCCGAGACUCCAAAGGACCAGACAGUGUCGGCGCCAACAAUUCUACCACCGAAGAGUGAGCUUGUAGGGGACGUUACUGCUACUUCCAAGGGUGGUCAGGCUCCAGCUCCGGCUCCGACUCUGACGAGUGGACCAGCUGGACAGGUUGAGACGACGCUGGCGCCGGGGAGUUCGAUUGUUGUGGUUAGUGUUUCGUCUGUGCCAACGCCUACAACGACACCGUCGCCUAUUGAGGUGCCAAACGGAGCUAGAAAGUUAGGAGUUGAGUUAUUUGUUUGGGGUGCUGUGGUUGCUGUUGGAUUGUUUGUUGUUAUGUGA
This is a messenger RNA of Cadophora gregata, 1740 nucleotides long. RefSeq lists its product as uncharacterized. The transcript has 2 exons. The coding region runs from base 1 to 1740 and encodes 579 amino acids. NCBI's taxonomy places the organism in Eukaryota, Fungi, Ascomycota, Leotiomycetes, Helotiales, Ploettnerulaceae. The record is from RefSeq and is a predicted model, not a curated record.